AUGGCUCCAUCAUCCGGCGGAAAGCGGGAAACGGAUGAGGGGGGGUCCGGAAGGGGAGCCGGGGGGAGCGGAAGGGGUUCAGGAGGGGGGAAUCUUCCCCCUGAGGCGGCGGAGAAGCAGCUGCAGGCGCGGUGGGAGCGGAUAGAGGAGGCGCUGGGGGAGCUUCCGGAAGAUGACGAGGCGGAGGAGAAACUGAUGGCGCUAAAGGGGCAAUGGUUCACUGAUGCCUUCGCCUUCCUCUCCUCGCGCCCCCCCUCCGCCCACCUCUGGUGCCGCCACCGCACCCUCACCCAGCCCCUCCUGGAGCCCUUCUACCACUACCACUCCGGCCCGCCCGACACGCGCGCCACGCUGCACGCGCUCUGGGCGCGCAUGGCUGGGGAGAUGCGCGCCUGCACGCGCUGUGUGGCGAGAUACCAUGCAGCCAAGAGAGUGUAUGAGGAAGAGUAUGUGGAGGAGGUGGUGGGGCCUGUGUUGGAGACGCUGAGGAGGCUGGAUGAGGAGAGGGUGGCGGGGGAAUUGAGGGCGCUGGUGGGUCGGGCGGGCGGAGGGACCAGUGGUGGUGUUGGAGCCGGUUCUGGUGGUGUUUUCAGCGGUGCUGGGGGUGUUUCGAGCGGUGUUGGGAGCAGUGGCAGCGGAGGGCAGGUGUUAGACGCGGAGAGGGACGGGCCGGGGGUGAUUUGCCUCAUGUUCGAGUUGCUCAUGUACCCGCGUGUGCUGGAGGACGCAGAGGUGUUUUCCCUCGCUGGCCCAGUGCUGGUGCUCGUGGAAAGACACUUCGACUUAUCCCUUACCCCGGGACAGCGAUACCCGGGUCUGUACCAUCUCAUGCUUCACCCCAACAAGGACACCCGUGCGAUUGUAUAUACUCUAGCCAAGCCCCUCGGCCUCUUCAAAACAGCAGCAGAUUUGAGGCCCAUCGACCCUCUGUUGCAGCAGUGCAUGCACGCACUUGAGUAUGACCUCUUUGAUACAGGCACACCCGCUACUGGCACGGGAGCAGGCUCGGGAGCAGGCUCGGGAGCAGGCACAGGAACAGGCUUGGGAAGAGCCGGUGCUGCUGGUAACGCCACUGCCCCUGCGAGUGCGCAAGGGGGAGCAGGAGUUGGGGGUGGGAGGGAAGGAGGCGAGCGGCCUCGUGUGAUGCACUCAAAGGAGGACAUGUGGCAGGGGCUUCUCACCAUCCUAUCCCUCAUGGCCCCUCCAGCUCUGGAUGAGGGGGUGGUGGAGCGGUAUCCUGCUUUCGUGAGCAUAGUGCUGAACCACGUGGGGGAGGACACUUCCGUCUUCCGACCCGCCCUAGCUUGUCUUCGAAUGAUGCUGCAAGUCACAGGCUACAAGCUCUGGCUGCACUCGGCCUUCCCACCCGGUGUCGUCCGCAACACACUCAUCUCGCAGUGCUUCAACUCCUCCCACGAGCCCACACACAAGCUCCUCCUCGACCUCCUGCCACCCUUCCUGCAGUCAGUGGAAUCAUUGGAGACAGAGGAGUUUGAGAGGCAGUGCCGCAGCAUCCUCUUCUUCCUGCUCAUCCAGCUGCCCAACAGCCGUAACUUCAGCACCACCACCAUCAAGAUCGCUCGCCGAAUUGCAUUCAGCCUCAUCCUGCACUCCUACCUCCUCACCCCGCCUCUCCCACCCACUGACUGUGCUGACAUCUGGGGCCCACCCCUCGUGGGGGCAGUCAAGGACGCAUCUCUCCCGGACCCCCUCCGCCUGCCAGCCAUCCACCUCGCGCAGGCAAUCAUCACUGCCGAUGCUGCCGCCCUCACCUCCCUCGCGCUCGCUCGAGCCUUCGCGAGUUCAGGGGAUGGGGAGGAGGGAGGGCAUGGAGGGCAGGGAGGGGAGGGAGGGGAGGGAGGGGAGGGAGGGGAGGGAGGCGGGGGUGGUGGUUCUGGUAUUGCCGGUGCUGCUGACACCAGCACAGGCCACAUCUCUUCUUCCUCCACCUCCUACCUCACCACCUCCUCCUCCACCUCAUCCUCAAUCUCGGAGGGUCUGCCUCAGGAUCAGCUGGACAGGCUUGCUGAGGUGGCGGCAGCAGAGAGCGACAGGUGGCAGUGUGCUCCCGCGCUCUGGUUGGAGCUACUAGAGCGAACUCCCCCCCAGUGGUUACCAAAACCGUUACUCCGAGCAGCCGUUUGGGCGGCAGGGCAUUUCUGCCUCUCUGCUUCUGCCGCUGCUGCUGCUGGUGCUUCUGUUUCCACUUCUGCUGGUGUUGCUGGGAGUAAGAUCAGCACCCCUGUGGUUACCAGCAGCCCUGCGGUUACCAGCAGUGCGGUGGUUACAGCGGCUCUGCACUGGAGGUUGGCUCCUGGGGCUGGGGGAGGGGGGCGAGGGGCGAAGGCAGGGUGUGUGAAUGCGGUGGCGGCAGCAGAACAUGAGGAGGAAUUAAGCGUCAUUCUGCAGAGGAGCGUGUCCUCUUGCCUCGUCCAGAUCAGAGGCUCCAAUCGGCUCAAGCUGCUGACGUGGCAUGCCAGCCUGGCAGAGCCUCUCAUCUUCCUCCUCAUCGAUUCCCAGCUGCCCAACAGGGACAUGGCUCGAGAGCUCCUCACAUCGCUCUGCAGGGACCACCGCAUCGACCACCAGCUCGCCUUCCUCGCCUCCUCCUCUGUCUCUGCCCGUGGGCUCGUUCGGGCAUUCGCCAAGGCAGCUGCUGUG
Messenger RNA from Closterium sp. Naga37s-1, 2661 nucleotides. NCBI's taxonomy places the organism in Eukaryota, Viridiplantae, Streptophyta, Zygnematophyceae, Desmidiales, Closteriaceae. The record is from the annotation of a GenBank genome assembly.